AUGUACGAGGAGUUUGCCCAGCUGCGUUCUCUCUGCUACAGGAACGGCGACAUCUUCCUGCUGUGCUACAGUGUCGUCCUGCCUUCCUCGUUCCACAGCGUCACGUCCAGGUGGGCUCCUGAGAUUCAGCGGCUCUGCCCAGAUGCGCCCAUCAUUCUGGUGGGCACACAGUCGGACCUCCGCGAGGACGUCCACGUCCUGAUCCAGCUAGCAGAGAACCAAGAGCAGCCAGUGACCACAGAGGAGGCCCGCAUCUGCGCACAGCACAUCAACGCUGUGACUUUUACUGAGUGUUCAGCUCUGACCCAAAAGAACCUGAAAGAGGUGUUUGACACGGCGAUCUUGGCAAGCAUGCAGGACAAUGACAUACUCCAACAGAACCACUGCCUGACCAAAACACCCAAGAAGAUCAGGAAGCUCUCGGAGUCAUGGUGGAACAAGUUCAGCUGCAUCGGUCAAACAAAGAUGACACAGUAACAGCCUGUCCUGCAGCAGGACACACCUCAGACAUUACUUAUGGACAAACAGCCUACCGCCACACUUACAGGCUACUGCUGUGAUAACCUCACCUCUAAAGAUGUUAACGUUGUCCUCUUGAACAAAGCACCGUCAUAAAGAAAAUGGAAAGCCGUUCUUAUUUCUUGUAAGAAAUGAAUGUCAUAUCAGCAGUCUUUCAGCUUUGCAUUGAGAUCAGAUAUCACUUGUUGGAGUAUAUCCGAAGGGCCCUAUUGGGAAUGAUGGGGAAAGUGCAGUCUUCAGUCUAACGACAGCUAAUUUAAUAACCAUAGGCUAAAUAACACAUGCCACGCAAAAGCUAUUAUAUUAUGAAUGUUGUGAAUAUUUUUCAUUGUUUGUGUUGUUGCAUUUAUUUAUUAAUGGUAUUUUUGUACUUGAAAUCUAAAGCAUUGGUAUUUGAAUUACAUUUCAUAGUUAGUGUGACUAUGUCCAGUGUGACACUCAUUCACACUGGUUGUCAGUGGGUUGAUGUUUAGGAUUUGCAUAACCCUUCCAUAGUAAAGCCAUAGUGUUUAGCCUAUAAAAACAAGUCAUUAA
Molecule: messenger RNA, 1053 nt
Organism: Sardina pilchardus (European sardine)
Lineage: Eukaryota; Metazoa; Chordata; Actinopteri; Clupeiformes; Clupeidae
Product: rho-related GTP-binding protein RhoU
Exons: 2
Coding region: 1-477 (158 amino acids)
Biological process (GO): endocytosis; establishment or maintenance of cell polarity; Cdc42 protein signal transduction
Molecular function (GO): GTP binding; protein kinase binding; GTPase activity
Source: RefSeq, a predicted model, not a curated record